Molecule: messenger RNA, 6272 nt
Organism: Bactrocera oleae (olive fruit fly)
Lineage: Eukaryota; Metazoa; Arthropoda; Insecta; Diptera; Tephritidae
Source: RefSeq, a predicted model, not a curated record
AUGCAACCCUAUAAAUUUGUUAGCUGUCAAAACAAUUUGUAUUUUUUAUUCUUCGGCAAUUUUAUAAACAAAAGGGCGAAAUUCUUAUUUAAUUUCAUAUAUUAUUAUUAGGAAUAUUUAUUUUUUGGGAAGAAAUUAUUGCUUUAAAAAUUGUUUGGCAAAAUGAGUGAAAUAACUCAUGAAAAUAUGCAAUCAUUCUGUCGGACGUGCCUUGAUGAACUGGAAGACAAGUCAUCUCUGUUGGGUGAAAAAUACAGCAUUUAUGAGAAUGAAGAUAUCGAAAAAUUUUUGCUAUCUUGCAAUUCAACGACAACAGAAGACUUCGAAGAUUUCCCGCAGUUCAUAUGCUAUAAAUGUCAUAAAAAAUUACAGUCCUUUAGUGAUUUCCGUGAUAAAAUUAUUCAGUCACAUCUCUUUUUAAACAAUAUUCUAAAAGAGCAUAAAGAUACGAGUAGAACUUCCGAAGAUGAAAGGUUGCUGGACAGUGGUCAAUGUAGUGAAGACCAACAAGAUAAUAGUGUAGGAAUAUCUGAUAUCGAAGUUCUUCAUGGCUAUACAUACUCAACAAGAAGUCGUGAAAAACUACAAAAUUGUAUAGAAAAUACGGUGGUAAAAAUACUACAAGACCCUGGCGGUACACACAGUGUUAUGAAUAAAAAUCUUAAAGAGGAAAUAUUGGUUGAAGUUGCUGAAGAAAUAGAAAUAGACAUAAGUGAUAUUAAAGUAAAUCAAAAGAUUACCUCAGAUGAUGAAGAUACAUUGGAUGAUUUCGAAUUUUCUAGAGCAAUAAAUGUUGAACAAAAUGAUGAAAGAUUGCAAUAUGUAGAUAUUUCUAUACAAACUACAGAUGUACAACACAAUGUAUACGAAGAUGAUUGUGGCAAACCAAGUAGUGGGAACGGUGAAUAUUCACCAAGCUUAUCAGCAACAGCAGGCGACAUCAAUAAACCCAGAAUAAUAAAACAAAAAAUGUUUACUCAUAAAAAAACGAAGAAAUCUGCAAAAGGCGGAAAUAGUUCCCUGAAAAUGUCACCCGCAAAACAAAGUAGAAGUAAUUAUUCUGAAGUGAAGUUUCAAUGUGAGCAAUGUCCUCGACGUUGUGUAACAUGGGAAAAUUAUGAAGCCCACUUGCGUACCCAUCAAGGCCUAAAGCCAUAUGUGUGCAAUGAAUGCAAUCGCAGCUUUAACAGAGCAGCUCAUUUCCGUGCCCAUGUGCGUGAAGAUCACGGACCUGUGACACUGCAAUACAUCUGUUCGUUUGAGGGUUGCGGUAAAAUAUUCAAGCGCGAAAAUACUUACAAAAACCACUACCGACUUAAACACACAUUGGUACCAUAUGAAAGUCGUGAACCUAAAAGAUAUGUCUGUGAGGAUUGCGGAAGAACAUUUAGAAGUGUAACUACACUCAAAGAGCAUCGCUAUAAACACGCAUCUGAGGAAGAUUACCCAUUUAAAUGUGAAGAUUGCGGUAAAAGAUAUCGUUCUAAACGAACUUAUAAGGAUCAUCAGUUGCGACAUUCCGGAAUAAAAAAUUAUAUUUGUACUUAUUGUGGCAUGAAAAAAACCACACAAAAUGAAUUACGCGCUCACAUUAAUUAUCACACAAAAGAGAAACAAUGGCCCUGUCCAAAAUGCCCAAGUGUCUUCAACAGUUCUGGAAAUCUUGGCAUGCAUGAUCGUAUUGUGCAUAAGGGAAUCCGACCGUUUACAUGUAGGUUCUGUGAUCUCAGUUUCGGCAAACAGGAUACUUUAAAACACCAUGAAAUGAGGCACACGGGUGAAAAACCUCAUGGUUGCGAAUUGUGUGGCAAACGUUUUAUACAGAUUGUAGCGCUUCGAGCGCACAUGAAAACCCAUAACAAAGGAUUGGCACGGAAAACAAUAAUACCCUCGGUCCCAGAACAACCUUUUACAACAAUAGUGGAGUCAGCAAUAGAAGUAGAGACGAAUUUGGAAUUGCCAAGCUGCUCGCAAGAUGCUAGUUUUUAAUAUAUGGUUAUGAAUAUUAUGAUUUUUUCCAUAUUUGUAAAUAAAUUCAAAAUAUUUAUUUAACUAACACGUAAACUUAAUAUUACAUAUAAAAACAAAACAAAUUUUAAAAAAAAUUUUACACAAUUUUGUACACAAUUUUUUAAAAUUUGUUUUGUUUACGCACAGCUGUUUUUAAUUGUUAUACUGUAUAACGCGAGACUGGUGCUCAGAACUGUGCAACUCAGAACCAUAUUUGCAUUUUUAUUUCGUUUUAUAGCACGCAUUUUUGUACACAAUUUAAUAAAAAAUAAUUCAAAAAUUAGUUCCUACAUUAAAACUAAUAUUUGCAGAAGUAAUAAUUUCGGUAUAUGUAAAUAAUAAAAUAAAAUAUGCUGCAAAUAAAAAAAAAAACUGGUUAAGGAAAACUGAUUAUUAGCAGCUGAUGCAAAAAUGUCACAACACUGUUUUGCCAGAGAACGUAUAAUUUACGUUCUCUGGUUUUACUCAGGAAAUGUCAACUUAACAAACGCUAGAGAAAAAUUCAUAGAAAAUCGAUUAGUUUUGGUAUUGGCAAAUUGUGAAUUUUACGGAAUUAAUUAUAAAAUAUAGUAAGUGAAGCAGAGAAAUAAUGAAUCAACUUUCGCGUAAUAAUUUGCAAGAAUUUUGUCGAACUUGCUUAAGCAGUUUGCAAAAACGUCGCAAACGUGAGAAAGAGGAUACGCCUACUAGUUUUCACCAGCUGAAGGUUAAAGUUAAUCAAGGAGAUAAUGAAAAUGAUGCUGAAACAAAUCAUAGUUAUAAUCUGAGCUUGCUACCGCAAAUACAAAAACUAUUCGUCUUAUUUACUUCCUUGGAUAUAUCCGAGGAUAGCGAUGAAGAUGCUUACCCACGAAGUCUCUGUCAGCUAUGCUAUGACAAAAUGAUUGAUUUUCAAGAGUUUCGAAACUUGGCCAUCAAUUCUGCGGAAGUCUUAUACAAAAUUGUUAAUAGUUUAGAUGAUGAAAUGUCCAAAACUUCUGAUGAGGCCACAACCUUUCAAGCAAUAGAAAUUACUAAAGAGAUAAAAACGGAGACUCUGGUAAGGGAAAGAAGCUACCAAUUCAAUGAUGAUGAUGAUGAUCAGUUGCUUUUACCAGAACUAGCACCACUGAUGGAACUACCAAUCAAAGCAGAACCGGAAAACUAUUACAAUUCAGAGUCGGAAAUUAUAUUACCAAAUAAUGAUAAUUCGGCAAAUUCAUCGAAUGUGGUUAUUAAGCAUGAAAUUGAUUCGGAAUACGAGGAAGAUAAUUCCCAAUUUUAUGAACGUAAUGCUUUAAACACAGCAGAUAACACUAUUGGCGAUGAUGCAGAUGACGAGGAGCAUGCUUUAAGAAACGGUGCUGCCAAUACAUCUAGUAUGUCACUAAACAACUCACCAGUAACUGUAGGAGGAAGACAACGGUUUUGUGCAUCCUCCCGUAAACGCGAUCGCAAUAAAAAGUCAUUAAAGUGCCCUCGUUGUGAUAAACAGGUCUAUAAAAAGGUGUACCUGGACGCUCACAUACGGGCAGUGCACGAAGGAUAUGAGAAGCCGUUUCUUUGUUUGGAAUGUCAAAAGGACUUCACACGCUAUGAGCAUCUACAUACUCACAUUCAGUCACAGCAUUUAAUAAAACAACGUUUUAUAUGUGGUUUAAAUGGUUGCGAUGCCGUCUUUAAGUUGAGCAAUACUUUGGAGACUCAUCGACAAGUCGUACAUACAGCUACGUUUUCAUACGGCAUACAGGAUAUGUUAGAACUUCAUCAAGCCCAACUAAAUGAAGAAGUUGAGAUAAAUCAUAUCUGUCAACAGUGUUUCAAGGCAUACAGUUCAAAACGUGCACUCUCCGAACAUUUGAAACGACAUGCCCAAAUCAAGGAUCAUGUGUGUAAAAUAUGUGGCGUUGCCAAAGUAACACGUACGGAGUUGUUAACGCAUAUGCGUAUACAUAAACCGAAUCUGGAGAAAUUCAAGUGCACCAUUUGUCCGCAAGAAUUCAAUCACAAAAAUGCCAUAUCCCGGCAUGUGCGUGUCGUACACGAGGGUCAACGACGAUUUCCAUGCAGUUUCUGUCCCAAACGUUUUGGUACACGUAAUUCGCAAGUAUGCCAUGAACGCCUACACACUGGCGAACGUCCAUUCAAUUGUGAGCUAUGUCACAAGCGAUACGCGCAAGUGGAAGGCCUAAAAUCUCAUAUGAAAAGUCAUGACAAAAACUUGCGCAAACAUGUAUGCUCGUUUUGUUCGCAACGCUUUAUAACAAGAAAAAAUCUAAUCGAUCACGAAAAGCGUCAUCAAAGUGAUAAACCCCAUAUAUGUAACACCUGUAGUCGUGGCUUUUUUUCAAUUGAAGAUCUAGGUGUGCACAAGAAGUCGCAUACGGAAGAAGAAUUGCGUGAGCUAGCACGGAAUGAAUAUGAGAUGUAUCAAGACGCUGGCGAUAGUCUUGGUGAACAAGUAAUGGAAAACGAAUCAAUUAACGAACAAGGCAGCCAGGCUUAUUUGGGCUAUAGCAGUUCUCAGAGUAGCAACUGAAUUGCCGAUAAAUAUAUUGCAGCAUUUGAUUUCGAGUGAACGAAGUAAUAUAGCAAUUAUUUUGCAAGCACUUUAAAUCUGUAAUUUUUUUCACGACUUACAUAAACUAGCUUAGAAAAUGUAUGUAUUCAGGAACAUGAAUUGGCUACCUUCAUUUAAAUACAAAUAUAUUUAUUAAAUUAAAAAAUUUUGUUAAUUUCUAUUAUCUCCUGAUUCUACGCUGUAAGUGUACUUUCGGGUAGACGUAACGUACCAUAAUACCUGAAAAUCAAGUCAAACUUAAGCCACCUUAACGUUUUGCCACAGAUACAAACAAUAUUUUGUUUUUUGUUUGUCGUUGUUGUUGCGUUUUGAAGGAGAACUUUUUGUUUUGUUUGAUACUCGGUUAAUUAGCAUUUUAUGAAAUAGACAUUUAACAUUUUUUUAUUUUUACUUUCUAUUAAGAUGUCUGUAGCGGGCCCCUAAAAUAAAGCAUUUAAAAAAAGUACACAGAAACCCUAUUGUGAAUGAUUAGCGGUAAGAAAAGAAGCAUUAGAUAAACGUCAGACUAGUCUGCCGAAUUUCUUUUUUUUGUAAAUUUAUUAAAAUAUUAAAAACCGGAAAAAAUCUUAAAGAAAAAACAAAAUUUACUAACACAGUAUAAGUUUUUUCUGUAUAAUUUUAAGUAUAUUUAGGUAGUGUCUUUCCUUAGUAAAAACAAAAAAAUGAACCCCUGUGCUGUGCCCACCCAACGCCCGGACGUAGAUGGCGACGAACGCUGGAUUUGCAUUCAUCGUCGGUUUAUUUCUGAAUGUCGUGAAAAGGAUCCUGACGUGAUAUUUCUGGGGGAUUGUGUACUAGAAACAUUGCAGGAUUCGGAAACAUGGAAUGAAUAUUUUGCACCAAUGCAUUGCCUUAACUUCAGCAUACGUGGUGAUCGAACGGAAAAUGUGCUUUGGCGUGUGGAAAACGGUGAACUGGACAAUGUUAAACCGAAGAUUGUGGUAUUGCAUGUGGGCACCAAUAAUACGGAAAAUACGGCUGAGCAGAUAGCAGAAGGUAUAGUGGAAAUAGUGCAUAGAAUACGUGCGAAGUUGCCAGACACAUACAUCGUAUUACCUACAUUACUGCCUCGCGGCCAGCUACCAAAUAAAUUGAGAGAGAAAAACGAUGCGGUUAAUCGAAUUGUUAAGGAAAAAGUGAUUGGUCUUAAUCAGGUGCAAACUGUUUGCAUUGAUAAGGGUCUGCUGCAAACAGACAAUACAAUUAGUCACCAUGACAUGUUCGACUAUAAGAAUUUGACGAACAGCGGCGCGAAAAAAGCAUUCGAGCCGGUUCAUGAUUUACUCUCGCAGAUUUUGAAUGAAAACGAACCAGAAAAGGAUUUAACGCCAUCGGAAUAGUUGGGUGCAUAUGCCUAUUGAGCCGAACAGGUUCAAUAAACUAAUGUAACUGCAUUAUCGACAUCGGCAUCAAACAAACGGAACGAAGACUUCAAAUGCCAGACAAAAAGUUUCCUUGGCAGCUUAAAGCAGCAACUGGUCAUUUCUUAAAAUGCUCACAUACAAAAGCUAAUUUAUAUACAAAAAAAAAACAAAAAAAAAAUCAACAAAUAUCUCAUCACCUAAAAUAUAUUUUAUAUUAUUUAUUAUAUUAAUUUAACAUGCAUUAUCUACAUAUUAGCACUUAUAUAAGUAAAAUUUCCAAAGAGUAUGUUGGCCUUUGCGCUUACAUGAGAGAUAUUGAACUAUAAUUAUCUACUUUU